Molecule: messenger RNA, 1446 nt
Organism: Tachysurus fulvidraco (yellow catfish)
Lineage: Eukaryota; Metazoa; Chordata; Actinopteri; Siluriformes; Bagridae
Exons: 8
Coding region: 238-1290 (350 amino acids)
Biological process (GO): positive regulation of T cell proliferation; immune response; T cell costimulation
Cellular component (GO): external side of plasma membrane
Source: RefSeq, a predicted model, not a curated record
AAUUCAAAAACUUGUUGACAAUAUUUAUAGUCACAUAACAUAGAACUGAACAUAUGUAUGAUAGUAGAUAUGUAUAACGUUCUCUCAAAUAAAUAAAAGUAGGGCUACAUUUCAAAAUAAGAGAAAAUAAAUAAAAUGUGAAAAUUGUGUAUGUUUAAAUAAAGUGCUUAACUUUCUCUUUAUAUCUCAGUGACAGAACUAAGCUCUAGUUUGGCAGGAUGUUAAACCUGGGCUGGAAUGGAGUCAGGACCAUUCUCAUACACAUGUGGAGAAAAUCUGCCAACACUCCACAAGAGUCUUCCAGACAUCAUGUCCCUCCUUUAUAUUUCCAUCUUAUGGGUCUGUGCCUGUGUGGACAGUGCAGAAUCUCUGGUUACUGUAUCAGCUGCAGUGGGUUCCACAGUCAUCCUGCCGUGUAAACUGACUGAAGAGUUAAAACCAACAUCAGUUAUUAAGUGGCAGUUCAAUAAAGACACUGUGUUUGAGAGAAGCAGUGAUGUUACAUAUUCAGGUAAAGGAUAUGAAGGACGUGUGGAUGUUCCUGUGGACGAGCUGCGUAAAGGAAACUGUUCCCUGGUGUUGAAGAACGUCAGAGUUACUGAUGACCAAAUCUACAAAUCCUUUACAAUGGUACAUGUGGAAAAAAACACUGGGGAAAUGAAAGAAAUUAACAGUGUUACACUCUCAGUCUAUGGUCUUCAGAUAUCAGCUCCAGUGGGUUCCACAGUUGUCCUGCCGUGUGAUUGGAGUCAUCUGUCCAUCAAAACUCCUUACGUUCAGUGGUUUAUCGAUACUGAGACUGUGUUUGAGCGAAAAGGUAAAGAUCCAUAUCAGGGUGAAGGAUAUGAGGGUCGUGUGGACGUUCCUGAGGACGAGCUGCUUAAAGGAAACUGUUCCCUGGUGAUGAAGAACAUCAGUGUUAAUGAUACAGGAAUCUACAUCAGCGCCAUGUUAAUUACAGACACACAGGAAUCUGUCUUGGUCCAGAAGGUUAAACUGUCAGUUGUUGAGGGCAGUGUUAAUGAGACUCGUUCUUCAUCUGAGGACUCAGACUCACACCAGAAAAGCUUGAUUAUUUUAUAUGUUGGGAUCGUAAUCAUCAUCAUCAUCAUCAUCAUCAUCAUCAUCAUCUUCGUCUGUGUGUCUGUGUACUACAGCAGGGUGAAAGGUCUCAGUCACGCCACUGACUCCACUGAACAGGAUGGAAACAGACAUCAUCACAGUGUUCAGUACAACACAACGUCCGACAGUGUGACGUACACAACAGUCAACACACAAACACAGGGUUAAUGACCAACACAAGAUGGUCUGCUCUGAUCGUAACAUGGAUUUCAUUCAUUCAUUCAUUCACUCAUUUUCUACCGCUUAUCCAAACUACCUCGGGUCAUGGGGAGCCUGUGCCCAGGCUCCCCAUGAAUCUCAGGCUUCAUCGGGCAUCAAGGCAGG